This is a messenger RNA of Ixodes scapularis (black-legged tick), 546 nucleotides long. RefSeq lists its product as uncharacterized. The record is from RefSeq and is a predicted model, not a curated record. The transcript has 2 exons. The coding region runs from base 12 to 494 and encodes 160 amino acids. NCBI's taxonomy places the organism in Eukaryota, Metazoa, Arthropoda, Arachnida, Ixodida, Ixodidae.
UUGCUGACAUAAUGAACGGAGUGGAGGACGCCGACGCCUGGCAACCAGGCAACACAGACCAAGUUGUGGAGCUGGCCCCAGCCCCUGUACCGCUGGUUCCGACCCCUGAGCCGCUGGUCCAACCCCCCUUGCCACCAGUCCAGGCUCGUGUUCCGGUUACUUCUGUCGCACGACCUAGGACUUGGGGCGGACAGGCAACCAGGCAGAAGCGGUACAGGGAGCACCUUGCAUCGCUGGAAAAGAGAGCAGAAGAGGACCGCAGCAUAAAAAAACUAGAGAUCGCUCUUGAGGAAAGGCGUCUCGCCAUGGAGGAGCGCCAGAUGGAGAGGCGCCUGGCCAUUGAAGAGCGCCAGGUGACCUUAAGCGAAAAUCGCUUAGCGUUUGAAAGAGAAAAAUUUUAUGUGCUACAGGAGGCUGGAGCAGAGGAGAGGAGGCUUCGUCUCCAACUGCAAGAACAUUACCUUAAAGUAGUGAAUGGUCAAAUUAACAAGUAAAGUUAAGUGUGAGCAAGUGGUAUGACAUCAUAAUACAUAAUGCAAUAAAUCU